AUGCCUCGACCGGCCCUUCCGCCAACCCCUGGCUCUUCCACAGACAUCAAGGGACAGGACGGCGCCCAGCAGCUCUCAUCGAUUCAUGUUUCUUUCGAACUACCUCCCCCUGCAAUUCAUGAUGCUUCACGCAUUUCACCUACCAAAUCCAAGCACACCUCGCCCGCUCCGACAGCGCCUUAUCCAGCCACGCUAACCUCAUCUUCCCCGCGGACCAUAUAUCCUCUACAGGCUGCCGAGGCAGUCAAAUCACGCCGUCGAUCGUCUGCCGCCAAGGACGCCAAGGACGAGUCCUCCUUUACUCUCCCGCCUCCACCCACUCGAUCGCGAAAGAUUAUCCAAAUGAAGCCCCGAGCACAGGAGGAGGCAGCGACCGAGGUCUCGACCAAAGACUCUGGCAAGGCCGGGGGCAAGGGAGCCACCGGAGCGGCAAGGACGGCAGCCAUCAAGAACAAUGCGACCGCCGAUGCCGGUGGGGCUCAGGGAAAGAAGAGGCAACCCAGCGCCACGAGUGCGGCUGGACGCAAGAUUGCCAGGAAGACUGCCCACAGUCUGAUUGAAAGACGACGUCGCAGCAAGAUGAAUGAAGAGUUUGCCGUCCUCAAGAGCAUGAUUCCUGCUUGUACGGGCGAAAUGCACAAGCUCGCCAUUCUCCAGGCUUCGAUUGACUACGUGAGAUACCUUGAAGAUUGCGUUGCCAAGCUCAAGGCACAACAUGGAGAGAAGAGCAGGGAACAGGCCGCACGCAACCCACUGCCUUCGAUCCGUGACUUUCAUCCGACGUUUCACGCGGACCCCUCCGGCGAUGUGGACAUGUCCGACUCGGACACGGCGUCGCCUCUCUUCGCAGCCCAGCCUGACCACGCACACCCGCCAAUCUCACCGGCUCUGCAACCAGACGAUGUUCGGCACCGACAGCAGUCAUACUCGUCCGUGUCUACUGACCAGCGACACUAUAGCUUCAGCACAUCAGCCGGAGGAGCUUCUCCUGCAUUCGGACCCCAGCGGCACGGCGUCUACUCACAAAGCAGCGCAUCUGGGUCGACGCUCACGAGCCCGGCCCUGAACCCGCAGUCCGAUCUCGACCAGGAAGCCUCUGCAGCGCUGUUGAUGUUGACCAACGACAGACGUGGCACCAAUCCCGCCCUCAACGCUCGGGGCCUGUCGGUCCGAGACCUGCUCAGCACUUAG
Molecule: messenger RNA, 1191 nt
Organism: Metarhizium acridum CQMa 102
Lineage: Eukaryota; Fungi; Ascomycota; Sordariomycetes; Hypocreales; Clavicipitaceae
Molecular function (GO): protein dimerization activity
Source: RefSeq, a predicted model, not a curated record